UUGUAUAUAAAACAAAUAAAUUUUUUAUUUUGCAAUAAACUAUUUCUUAGCCUAAAACUGUUUCUCCGAUCAAAACCCUAAGCCACUCUUUUCUCCUCUGCCUAAGCCCUCUCUCCUCAAAGCAAAAAUGACCGGAGAACCAGUGAACCCCAAAGCAUACCCAUUAGCAGAUGCUCAAUUAACAACCACGAUUUUGGAUCUUGUUCAACAGGCUGCCAACUACAAGCAGCUCAAAAAGGGAGCUAAUGAAGCUACUAAGACCUUGAACAGAGGUAUCUCUGAGUUCAUUGUGAUGGCUGCGGAUACCGAGCCUCUUGAGAUUCUGCUCCAUCUUCCUUUGCUUGCUGAAGAUAAGAAUGUCCCCUAUGUAUUUGUUCCUUCAAAGCAAGCACUUGGCCGAGCAUGUGGGGUCACAAGACCUGUAAUUGCGUGUUCUGUCACGACAAAUGAAGGAAGCCAAUUGAAAUCCCAAAUACAACAACUCAAGGAUGCUAUUGAGAAGCUCUUGAUCUAGAAUAUUAUGGAACUCAUAUUCGGUGUGAUGGGUCUCUUGGAUUGUUGUGGUCGUUCCUUUGGAGGCUUUGACUGAUGAAGUUGUGCCACUAGUGAACCAGUCUUUAGUAUUUGACCUUUAAUGUGAUUUUUGUGUCUUAUUCUGUUUUCUUAUGAAUUGAGAAAAAAGACAGUCUUGAAUUGAUAUUUACCAGAACUUAGUAUGAAUGACACUUUUAAUUAAUGUAGUCUGUUUAAUAUGUUUUGUUA
This is a messenger RNA of Durio zibethinus, 762 nucleotides long. RefSeq lists its product as uncharacterized. Gene Ontology annotation, cellular component: ribonucleoprotein complex; nucleolus. Gene Ontology annotation, biological process: ribosome biogenesis. Gene Ontology annotation, molecular function: RNA binding. Lineage: Eukaryota; Viridiplantae; Streptophyta; Magnoliopsida; Malvales; Malvaceae. The record is from RefSeq and is a predicted model, not a curated record.